UAACAGUAUCUACUAAGAUCAGAUAAGAAAAAAAAAAAGAAUCUGCAUUUAGUUAUUAACAUUUUCCUUUUUUAUUUUAUUUGUACGCUUGUUGUAAAUAUUUUUUUGUUAAAAUACCUAUAAAAUCAAUCAAAACAAUUCCCGGAAUUUAAGCUAAACCAUUAAAAUACUUAAUUUGUGAAAAUUUAGAAUUGAAAGGUAUAUUUUUAUAAAUGGAGAAAAUGGGUUCAUACAAACAAUUCAACGAAUCAAUGAAACUAAUGUCUCAUCAAAAAUUCAUGCAUUUCUUGGACUUGAAUCAUUGGGUUAGUAGGGCCAUAGUUUUGGACUUCUUCUCUGAGUCAGAUCGUAAUGCCUUGCGUGCUUCAUACUCUGAUAUUCAAUUACCCGCUAGAAUGUUUUCACCAGAAGAACGUUUUCCCGUUGGAUAUUAUGCAAGUUUGGGCAACAGUGAGAUUGGUUUAGCAACUACAGCUGCCAUACGUGCAUUGGAUUUACCUUCAGUUAGAACACCUCUGUCAUUUAACUAUGUACCAAUUGAUAUUUGGGCAGCAAAACAAUCUUUUGAUAGUGCCCUCAAUAAAAUAAUAGAAAUUGUCGAUUGUGUUGAUCCAAAGAAACUUAUCGAAAGGGGAGUAUACUCGCAGAGCACUUUUGAGAGUACAUUCGGUCUGACUUGGUGCGACGUUUAAGCUGACCUUAGUCGAGUUUUAUUUCGUUGCAAAGUAAACAUUUAUUUUUAUUCAAAAUUAAGUUAGCAGUGUUUUUGUUUUAUUAUGUUUGUCUUAAG
Messenger RNA from Eupeodes corollae, 790 nucleotides. RefSeq lists its product as uncharacterized. The record is from RefSeq and is a predicted model, not a curated record. The transcript is spliced from 2 exons. Gene Ontology annotation, molecular function: structural molecule activity. Lineage: Eukaryota; Metazoa; Arthropoda; Insecta; Diptera; Syrphidae. Bases 213 to 692 code for a protein of 159 amino acids.